Molecule: messenger RNA, 792 nt
Organism: Pseudocercospora fijiensis CIRAD86
Lineage: Eukaryota; Fungi; Ascomycota; Dothideomycetes; Mycosphaerellales; Mycosphaerellaceae
Exons: 13
Coding region: 1-792 (263 amino acids)
Source: RefSeq, a predicted model, not a curated record
AUGGUGGUGCUCCUUUUGUCCUAUCGUCGGGCAUUCCUACGCUUUCUAUGCUCUUUGAAGAACUCUUGUGCAAAGAUCAAGUUUGAGGUCGUGCUUGCAGAUGGGAUGGAGUCAUUAGAUCUUGUCAUCAAUGAACUUGCUACAGCCUUGAACAGCACCGAUCCUAAGGUCAGAAGAGCCGUAGCUAGAGCUAUGAGCUUCGACAUCGAGAUUGAUUUGCUGGUCUUGAUAUAUUAUCCGCUUGCGGGCUUUGUCGAUCUCAAAUGGCACUUCCAUAGCACUCCCACGGGAGAGCUGCGACAUCCGUUCUCGGGCGUAUGGUGGUAUCGAGGGCUCUGGGCUGGAAGAUCAUGGGCAGCGACGGGCUGUGUCUUCUACCAUUGUGGCGCGUUUGAUACGGUACAUCAAGUAUGUAAAAUUGAAGUUAAUAUGCUACGCGAUAUCAGCAUCACAAUCCUCUCUUGCUGCCCGCAGGACAAAGACUGCGAAACACGAAUUGCAAUAAUGCUUACUGGAUCAAAUGAAAAUGAGCUUUUUAUCAUUUCAUACGACAUCUCAAUUCAGAAGUCAAAAUCGACUGACGCUCAGGUUUUCGAGGGUCGCAGGCUGCUCGGUACUGAGAUUCUGCCAAACUCAACGAGAAUGAACCGUCAGCGAAGCCCAUGCAACGAGAGAUAUGGAGUUGUGAUCAGAAUGCGCCUCAAUAUGUUUGCAUCGAUUAUCAACCACAAUGCCGAAAGUAUGCGCCAAGAAGCAAAACCGGCAAACAAUGCCCACGCCGAUGCUCGCUGA